AUGGAGGAACAGGGCCCCUCCCUCGCCAAGCAGGUCGAUCUCAGCCGGAAUCUCGAGGCAGAAUACGCAUUACAAAGAAAAUUUUGUGUAAUCCCAUGUCUAACCAGCGCCAGGAUCCGCAAUCUCCUCGAGGAUGUUGCCCGCGAGCAGCUCAUGCGCGACGUCGAGACCUUUGCCGAGUACAGAUGUCUCCAGGAGCACGUUGACGUCCUCAAGAAGGGUGCUGUUGUCGCCCAGAGGGCUGCUGCUAUUUAUUUAGCCCUCUAUCGGCCCUGCCUGACCGUUCCGUCGAUGCCCACUUUCUCCCUUAAGGCGAGCCCUUGCUGCGCCGAUGUGACAUACCCUCAUGUUGAUGAUGUAUUGGCGUUGGCAAUUUGCUGCAUUGUGUGUAUUGCUUGA
This is a messenger RNA of Drechmeria coniospora, 399 nucleotides long. RefSeq lists its product as uncharacterized. The coding region runs from base 1 to 399 and encodes 132 amino acids. The record is from RefSeq and is a predicted model, not a curated record. Lineage: Eukaryota; Fungi; Ascomycota; Sordariomycetes; Hypocreales; Ophiocordycipitaceae. The transcript has a single exon.